GCCGCUGGCUCUAUAAACGCCCGGCACCGCCGCGUGUUGGUCGAGCCGCGCGGUGCAACGGCUGCGGGUCCAACGGCCGCGGGAGCCGGGCGGGAGGUGUCUCUAGCCAGAAACCAUGAACUGGAACUUCCCACUCAUCUUUGUUCUUGGGACUUUAGCAUCUGUAUAUUCCCAGUUCGGCUUUCACCCUCUGGAGGAACUUAGCUCUGAUGUUGGAAUCCAAGUCUUCAAUCAGAUAGUGAAAGCUAAGCCUCAAGACAAUGUUGUUGUUUCUCCUCAUGGGAUUGCAUCGGUGCUGGGAGUGUUGCAGCUGGGUGCUGACGGCAAGACAAAGAAGCAGCUGACAACUAUGAUGAGAUACAGCGUAAAUGCAGCUGGAAGCAAAGAGGAGAGCCAGCGUCAUGAGACCAGCCAGCUCUCCCCGGACCACAAGCAAGUGCUCCGUGGACCACCAGUGGUCCACAGGAUACAGUUUGAGAACCUCUGUUAUGGAGUUGGUAAAGCCUUAAAGAAGAUAAACAAGCUCAUAGUCUCAAAAAAGAAUAAAGACAUUGUUACAAUUGCUAAUGCAGUGUUUGCAAAGAGUGGCUUUAAAAUGGAAGUGCCUUUUGUUACAAGGAACAAAGAGGUGUUUCAGUGCAGUGUCAACAGCGUGGACUUUGAGGACCCAAAGGCAGCAUGUGAUUCCAUCAACCAGUGGGUGAAAAAUGAAACAAGGGGUAUGAUCGAUCAGGUUGUAACACCAGAUGAUAUUGGCAGCAGUUUGACUAGGCUGGUUCUAGUAAAUGCUGUGUAUUUCAAGGGCUUAUGGAAAUCACGAUUUCGACCUCAAAAUACAAAGAAACGCCCUUUUUAUGGAGCUGAUGGGAAGACCUACCAAGUUCCGAUGCUAUCCCAGUUAUCUAUCUUCCACUGUGGCACUGCGAGUACUCCAAACGAGCUGUGGUAUAAUAUCAUUGAGUUGCCGUACCAUGGUGAAAUGAUAAGCAUGUUGAUUGCUCUGCCGACAGAAAGCACAACACCACUCUCUGCUAUCAUUCCCCACAUCAGCACAAAAACAAUAGAAAGCUGGAUGGCAACCAUGGUAGCAAGAAGAGUGCAGGUUAUUUUACCGAAAUUUACAGCAGUAGUAGAAACAGACUUAAAGGACCCUCUGCAAGCACUUGGGAUUACAGAUAUGUUUGACGAGUCAAAGGCAAACUUUGCAAAAAUAACAAGAACAGAAGGUCUUCAUGUAUCUCAUAUUUUGCAAAAGACAAAAAUCGAAGUCAGUGAAGAUGGAACCAAAGCUUCUGCAGCAACAACUGCAAUUUUAAUAGCCAGGUCAUCCCCUCCUUGGUUCAUAGUAGACAGGCCGUUUGUAUUUUUCAUCCGGCACAAUCCUACAGGUACAAUCUUGUUUAUGGGACAAAUAAACAAACCUUGAAUGUGGAAAAGACUUUCUUCAAGAAGUAAACGGACACUAGUGACACACCCGUGUUCUGUUAAAUAUUUUGUACACUACUCUGACUUCACUCAAGAGCUACUUUUAACCACUGGCUAGGUUUUGAAACAGGAGUCAACAUAGUUCUGGCUUUGUGGGGAAAAGUACAGAUUGAAAACUACAGUAUCUCUUCAAAAUGUCUAAAAGAUUCUCUAAACUACUGAAUGGUUACCUAUGCUAAUAAACUUUUCUGUAUCUACUAAGAAUUUUGUGUAUGGCUUUUGUGAGAGGAUUUUAACAGAGAAUGAGAAGUGCUUCUAUUAAUGUUGGUUUCUUCUAGUGUGUGGAAAAGGUCUAAUUUUGUAGAUGCUGCCUAUCAAGAUUACUUUGGGGUCUUGAAACCUGGAUAUUCUUCGUAGAAAUAGAUUAAAAGUUCUAGCAAUUUUUAUUUUAUAUAGUGCAUGUAUCGCUGAGAGUUUAGCUAAUGUGGUGUUAAAUACACAUCGCAUUGUCCUGUCUUAUUGUAAUGUAAACUUGUCAUUGCUAGUAUACACUUUCUAUUGGAUUUAAAUUUUAUAUUUGUUUUUGUACAAAGGAAAAAUAAAACUGCAUUAUGAACAGUCAGU
Molecule: messenger RNA, 2049 nt
Organism: Cuculus canorus (common cuckoo)
Lineage: Eukaryota; Metazoa; Chordata; Aves; Cuculiformes; Cuculidae
Gene: SERPINE2
Product: serpin family E member 2
Exons: 10
Coding region: 116-1426 (436 amino acids)
Biological process (GO): negative regulation of plasminogen activation; negative regulation of endopeptidase activity
Molecular function (GO): serine-type endopeptidase inhibitor activity
Source: RefSeq, a predicted model, not a curated record